UCCCAAGCAGCUCGGUCUCGGAAACUGACCCUAAAGCGGCCUCCUCCUUCUCCCUUCAGCCUGCCCACCUGAGGUCGGGUCCCCAGGUGGCGGCAGAGGCUUGCUGGGCCUGUCGCGGAGCGUUCUCUCGGCCCGAGACCUGGACCUGGGGCACCGGGAGCACAAGAGAGACGCCCGGGCCUGGCCCAGCCCCAGCCCCCGUCUUCCCGCGGCCAGUGACGGUGGCCACAGGCCUCGCCGCGCCCACCCUAGCCUGGGGCGGGGCCCGGCCUCCCCGCCCCGUCCCCGCCCCUCCGGCCUGCCCCGAGCCUGGUCAGUCUGGUCCCCAGCCCUGCGGCGGUGUAACCGCCUCGGACCUCCGGGACUCGGCAGUCCCGUGGCUCCGGCCGCGGGGCAACAUGGAGUUUGCGGAGCUGAUUAAGACCCCGCGGGUGGACAAUGUGGUGCUGCACCGGCCUUUUUAUCCCGCCGUCGAAGGGACCUUGUGUCUGACUGGUCACCACCUGAUCCUGUCUUCUCGGCAGGACAACACCGAGGAGCUGUGGCUUCUCCAUUCAAACAUCGACGCCAUCGACAAGCGAUUUGUGGGACCACUGGGUACCAUCAUCAUAAAAUGUAAAGACUUUCGAAUAAUUCAGUUGGAUAUUCCUGGAAUGGAGGAAUGUUUGAAUAUUGCCAGUUCCAUUGAGGCACUGUCUACCUUGGACUCUAUCACUCUGAUGUACCCUUUCUUUUACCGACCCAUGUUUGAAGUGAUAGAAGAUGGCUGGCAUUCUUUCCUUCCUGAGCAAGAGUUUGAACUCUACUCUUCAGCUACCAGUGAAUGGAGGUUAAGCUAUGUCAAUAAGGAAUUUGCUGUCUGUCCUUCUUACCCGCCAAUUGUCAUAGUGCCCAAAUCCAUUGAUGAUGAAGCUCUUCGGAAGGUAGCUACGUUUCGGCAUGGAGGACGCUUCCCAGUACUCAGCUAUUAUCAUAAGAAAAAUGGAAUGGUAAUCAUGCGAAGCGGUCAGCCACUCACUGGCACAAAUGGGAGAAGGUGCAAAGAAGAUGAAAAGCUGAUAAAUGCUACCCUCAGGGCAGGGAAACGUGGCUACAUCAUUGACACACGGUCUUUAAAUGUAGCUCAGCAAGCUAGAGCCAAAGGCGGCGGCUUUGAACAAGAAGCCCAUUAUCCCCAGUGGAGGCGGAUUCAUAAGUCCAUUGAGAGGUAUCACAUUCUUCAGGAGAGCUUAAUCAAACUCGUGGAAGCUUGUAAUGACCAAACACAUAACAUGGACAGAUGGCUCAGUAAAUUGGAGGCUUCUAACUGGCUGACUCACAUCAAAGAGAUUCUUACAACUGCCUGUCUAGCGGCUCAGUGUAUCGACAGGGAAGGGGCAUCCAUAUUGAUUCAUGGAACAGAAGGAACUGAUUCCACACUUCAGGUUACCUCCCUGGCCCAGAUCAUCUUGGAACCGAGAAGCAGGACCAUCCGUGGUUUUGAGGCCCUGAUAGAAAGAGAGUGGCUGCAGGCUGGUCACCCAUUUCAGCAGCGCUGCGCACAGUCAGCCUAUUGUAAUAGUAAGCAGAAGUGGGAGUCACCUGUAUUUCUUCUCUUCUUGGACUGUGUGUGGCAGAUACUUCGUCAGUUUCCCUGUUCUUUUGAAUUUAAUGAGAAUUUCCUCAUCAUGCUCUUUGAGCAUGCAUAUGCCUCACAGUUUGGAACAUUUCUCGGCAACAAUGAAAGUGAAAGAUGUAAGUUAAAGCUGCAGCAGAAAACGAUGUCUCUGUGGUCCUGGGUCAAUCGGCCCAGUGAACUGAGUAAAUUCACCAAUCCUCUCUUUGAAGCCAACAAUCUCGUCAUCUGGCCUUCAGUUGCUCCGCAGAGUCUUCAGCUAUGGGAAGGUAUUUUCCUACGUUGGAACAGAUCCUCCAAGUAUCUGGAUGAAGCAUAUGAAGAAAUGGUUAACAUCAUUGAAUAUAACAAGGAAUUACAAGCAAAAGUAAAUAUCCUUAGGAGGCAGUUGGCAGAACUGGAAACUGAGGACGAGAUGCAGGAGAGUCCAUGAAAGACCUCCCUAUGACCUACGUAAGGACCUUCCUGGACCUGUAUCCACCUCUUUUUCCUUUGGCCCUUCAGUUCACUUUUACAAAGUAGCCUUGAACUUAAGGCUUUAGAUGUGAGAACCCUCUAAAUGUAGUGGAUUUCUCAAUACUUUAUGAAUGAAAUAUACUGUAAUUACUCAUGUUUCAUGUGGCCUGUUAGGCCUCUUUACUUUGGGAGCAGAAAGGAGGUGCUAGUCAUUUUAUUUUAUGUGAAACAGGUGACCUAUUUAAUGCCACUUGCGUUAUAUACCAUUUAUUCUUCUGUGUCUACUUUCCAAACACUGCUCUAGACCGGUCAAGUAUAUGAUUAAUCUCUUUAGGAAAUAUUUGGUAGUUUUAAAAAAGAUUAGACUUUUAAACACUCCAAAUAUAGAAAUAUUUUUCAAAACUGAAAUGGUUGAAAAACCAAGAAUUUUGUGAUUAACAUGCCAUUUCCAAUACCUUUGCCCUUCUCUUUAAAAUAGCUUUGGAUUAACAAAGCUGAAUUCAUUCUCAUUCUGGUUUGUCAAGAAAGGAAAAUCUGAAUAUUUAUUCAAGGUAAAUUAUUUUUGCAAGGGUUAUAGGUUUAAUCCUCUGAUAUUUACGUUAAGAAGUAAAUUUUAACAGUAGACCCGUAAAAGUAUGUGCAAUAUAGAAACAAAGUAGGAAUUUGUUACUGAUAUGGUAUUGUUACUGUUGAAUUGAUUUUUCAGGUUUUUGAGAGUACAUAAUAAAGUGCAUAUCAAAUGCUGGA
Messenger RNA from Neofelis nebulosa (Clouded leopard), 2818 nucleotides. It is a transcript of the gene MTMR9, whose product is annotated as myotubularin related protein 9. The coding region runs from base 399 to 2048 and encodes 549 amino acids. Lineage: Eukaryota; Metazoa; Chordata; Mammalia; Carnivora; Felidae. Gene Ontology annotation, biological process: negative regulation of autophagy. The transcript is spliced from 10 exons. The record is from RefSeq and is a predicted model, not a curated record.